Stylonychia lemnae is the source of this 1101-nucleotide messenger RNA. Lineage: Eukaryota; Ciliophora; Spirotrichea; Sporadotrichida; Oxytrichidae. The record is from the annotation of a GenBank genome assembly.
AUGAAGACCUAACUUUAUCUUACAAUAAUAGGAACUACUUUACUUUUUAGUAACAUCAAUGCUAUCAAGAACAAGCUUUACUAAUAAAAGAAGAGUCAGAAUCUGGUUGAAUCUAAUGAAUUCGAUUUUGACGAGGACUUUGAUAGCAAAUAUAUGGAAGAUUGGUUCAAUUCAGUUGAGUGGGGUGAAUGUCCAUGCGAUGAAGUCACAACUGUUUCUACCACAACUUAGGCCCCAACAACAACUUAUAUUCCUACAACAUCUGCAGCGCCUACUAGCACAGAAGCUCCAACUACUUCAGUACCAGAAACAAGUACAGAGGCUCCAACUAUUACUUCAAUACCUUCGACAACUGAAGCUCCAACUACCUCAGUUCCAGAGACAAGUACAGAAGCACCUACAACCUCAGCUCCUGAAACAUCGACAGUAGCACCAACUACCUCAGCCCCAGAAACUGAGACCACAACAGAAGCUCCAACCACUCCUCCAAUUCCAACCUCCGGUGGAAACCCUCCUAAUGAAACUUGUAAUGCAACCAAUACACCAAAUUGGAGAUACAAUUAAGAAUAUGAUUGCAAUUGGGUAUACAAUUCUGAUUUCGACUCAUGGAUGUGUAUUAAUGAAAAUUGUGAAUGGAGCUUUAAUAAAAACAAUUGCUCAUGGAUUUGUAUAAAUAAUGAAACAACCCCUGAGGGAAAUAAUACAGUUAUUUGUAACUAUACCUGCGAAGAAUUCUCCUAAGCUUUUGAUAGAAUCUCCAUGCUUGAGAAUUAUUACUCGUUGCUAGUAGGAAAUCUUGCAGACUAAUUAGCUCAAAUUUAAGAUAUGGCCACAUAAAUCUCUGAUUUAAAUGCAGCACUCUCCAGCUUACAAUCUAGUUAGCAAUCAAUCGGAUCAAAUCUAGACGACUUAUCAUAGAGAGUAACUGAUCUUGAAGAUACCGAUGUUUCAGCAAAUGUUAAGUAAGAUAUCAAAGAUAAUGGAUUGUUCCUUGGAGACAGAUGGUGGAUUGGAUAGUAGGUUGGCAGUUUAUGGGCAAUAGACUAUCUUUCACCUAGUUUCAUUAAGUUCCCACAAGGGGUUAAUGCUACCAUCGGAUGA